CGAGAAAAUAAAACUCUGUACGAACCAAAUAUUUAAGUUUUUAAGGAAGUGAAAUAAAAGCGUAGAAAAAAAAGUAAACAAAAUAACAUUUGAAAAAAAAAUCAAAAAUUGAAAUAAAUUUUAUUAAAAGAAUUGUGAACAUAAUGAGUGAUCCAAAAAAGGUGAUAGAGAUGGAUAAAUCAACCAUCGUUACAUUAAGGGCUGAACUGUACAGGCUGAAAAAAUCAGAAGAACUAAAGAUCAGAGAUCAUAAUCCAAUUAAGAAAAUAAAUAACACCAAAAUUAUUUCGUCAUCACCUGUAAAUAAUUUAAAAACCAUAGAAGUUGAUGACAGCAUCGAAUUAGCAAGAUCAAAGAGGAUUUUGGAACAGAAGGCAAAGUAUUAUGAGCGGAUGUCAAAAAAUAAAGUCAACUCAACUUUGGUACUAUUUGAGAACAAAAAAGAUGAUGACAUUCGAGAUGUAACAGAUUAUAUUGAAUUCACAGAUUGUUUUGGGCGAACACGGAAGGUUGAAAAGAGUGAAUAUGACAAAAUCCGUGAUGAAAGAGAUGAAAUUAUCGAGGAACCAAAAGAAGUGGAACAAAAUGAUGUAGAAGAAAUUGGCGACAGCUUUUUAAAACAACGAGAAGAGUGGAGGAAGCAAGAAAUCGUCAAUAAAGAACGCAGCGAACUCCAUUACCAAGAUAUUUUGUUUGAUGAGGCAAGACUUCACGGCACAGCGUGGUAUAAAUUCUCUCAAGAUCAUGAAGAGCGUCAAAUUCAACAAGAAAAUCUCAUUAAGAUGCGAGAGAAAACUGAACAGGCGCAAAGUCAACGUGCAGAGUUAAAAAAGCACCGGGAUGAUAUCAUUAAAAAUCGAAUUAAGCUUGCAAAAGAACGUAUGAGAAAAAAACUUGGACUGCCCAUUGAGCAAACUGACAAUGACGAUAGUAAAGUUGCAGCAGAUGAUAAGAGCAAUGAUGACAGACAGAAAGCAAGUGAACAGGCUGAAAAAGAUGCCGAAAAAGAAUUGCAGAGGGAAAUGGAGAGGAAACGGCAUAUAAGGCCAUGGGAUAAAGGUAAAUUGAGUGGAAAAGAGCAUUCCGAUGAGUCUGACGAGGAGAGAUGGAUGCCAAAAAAGGAACGAAUUGCCAUGUCUCAAGAUGAGUGGAAUGAGAAGCAGAGAACGCAAAGGGUUAAUGAAUUUGCACCUGUUUAUGAUCAACGCCCAUCAACAUCCAAAUAUAAGGAAAGAAGUAAUCCUGAGAGCCUUGAGCAGUCUGUUGCUGCAAAUUUAAGAUUUAUUAGAGAGAAAUUUGAUAAAAAGAAUUGAAUUUAUUUAAUUAAAUAAAGUGUAUUUUUUAUUCAGCAGAAAAAAAAUGAUGUUAGCAACAUUAAUUGUGGAUGUUAUCAUUUUAAUCCAUUAAGUUUGUUUCAUUAAAUUCUCAUUGAGUCAAAUGCCUUUAAUUUUAUUAAGUUUCUAAAAUUCAAUAAUCAUUUGCAAAUAUGGUGAUCCAAACGAAUUUAUAAUAAUAAUAAUUUUGGGUUUGCAUUUCAAUAUUUAGUUAUGCAUAAGUGAGUAAGUGAUUGAAAAAUAAAAUGUAGAAGAAUUAAAACAUAAAAUAGAAAAUGAAAACAGUUCAAAUUAUUGAGUUUUUAAAGCUACCUAAUUUGAGUAAUUAGAAUUUUUUAAUAUAUUCAAUAGAAUAAGAAGAUUUAACGGAAUGAGAUAUUCUUGAAAUGACUAAUGCGCCUUUCUUGUCAAAAAAAUUAACGACUUUUAUCGAGACCAAAAAAUCUAAAACUGUCUUCAAAAAUAAAUCCACAAAAUUAGAUCUCAUUGUUUAAAUUGCUAGACCAAAAACACUGAAAACAAUAAGAGAUAAUUACAAUUAAUUAGUCAUGUGUCCUUGAUAAUAGUGAGCUCCUGCUUAUAAUUACCUUGUUAUCACGUACAUACUCUUAUUUUCCCAUCUAACUGUACAGGAUCCAUCUGUGUCAUUAUUCCAAAAGCAACUAGAAGCCGUAUGUAAUCCUGCUCCAUUUUUCUGCAUUAUUAAGCACGUAACAAUGUAUUUAUAAGGCUUUUGUUGCUUUGUCAAUGUAUUUAAACAAUUUUCGACAAUAUUUCCAGUCCAU
Messenger RNA from Chironomus riparius, 2119 nucleotides. The record is from the annotation of a GenBank genome assembly. Lineage: Eukaryota; Metazoa; Arthropoda; Insecta; Diptera; Chironomidae.